AUGCCGCCAAGGAAAAGACCAAGACCUUCCAGCUGCGCAGCACCACCUCCUCCGCCACCGCCUCCACAAUUAGAUCCUGCAAUGUUCCAGGCUGCCGUAGUAGCAGCUGUGGCAGCAGCUAUGUCGCAAAUCGGAACUAAUGGAAAUGGUGGAUCUGGAUCUGGUGCUACACCCUCUAACCAGGGUGACAGUUCGGGGCGCACAAAGGAAUGCACCUACAAGUACUUCACUAAUGGCAAACCCAAUACGUUCAAUGGGAGCGGGGGCAUCAUCACACUGAUGCAAUGGUUCGAAAGGACCGAAGCAGUCUUCGAAAUCUAUGCUUGUCCUGAGACAAGCAAGGUCAAGUAUGCGACAUUAACUUUCACCGGUAGGGCUCUUACUUGGUGUAAUGACCGAGUUAAGUCGCCUACUCUAGUAGUGGCUAACUCCAUAAGCUGGGAAGACUUGAAAUCGUUGAUGCUAAAGGAGUAUUGCCCGAGGGCACUCCUCUGUCCAACAAUGGUCACUCUAGAAGAGAAGAAGGUGGAACGAUACCUCUGGGGGCUAUCAUCCCAGAUUCAGGAUACUGUACUGGCCUUGAAACCUGCUACCUUUGAAAUUUCCAAGGAAUUGGCACAACAACUUAUCGAUCACAGGGCCAGUCGUGGUACCAUGAGCGCCACCACCGACCAAGCAAAAGGAGGGAACAACACGAGGAUGUUCUGGAACAAUAAAAAGAAGCAACCGGCACAGGACCCUGCCAAGAAGCAAUAG
Lactuca sativa (garden lettuce) is the source of this 756-nucleotide messenger RNA. NCBI's taxonomy places the organism in Eukaryota, Viridiplantae, Streptophyta, Magnoliopsida, Asterales, Asteraceae. The record is from RefSeq and is a predicted model, not a curated record.